AAAAAAUAGAGGUGAGAGGAUUGUGGAUUGUACGUGGAAAUCUGGAUCUACAAACGGAAAUGGAUUAAUUCCCGCUAUCUAAAAGUGGAUUAUAAACACACAGCAUUCAAAGAAUGAGGAUGCCAGAGACAGGAAGUUAGAACCCUCCACCAGAGAGAGUGUGUUCCAGGGCUGGAGCUGGACCCAGAGACCCCUGUCUGGGGGGGGGUAAAGGGCUCUCACAGUCCUGUGUGAGUCUGGACAAUGGGGGAUGGAGGUGCUGGUGCAACCGGGGGAGAUAGGGUGAACCGGUCCCAUGUCCUAUUUGACAGCUUCGUCCAGGCGUCAACGUGCAAGGGCACGCUCAAGGCCUUCCAGGAGCUGUGUGACUACCUGGAAGUCAAGCCCACCGAGUGCAGGGUCUUCUAUCACAAGCUCAAGUCCAAACUCAACUACUGGAAGGCCAAGGCACUCUGGGCCAAGUUAGACAAGAGGGCAGGCCAUAAGGAGUACAAGAAGGGCCGUGCCUGCACCAACUCAAAGUGUCUGAUCAUCGGUGCAGGACCAUGCGGCUUACGUACAGCCAUCGAGCUUGCUUUCCUGGGAGCCAAAGUGGUAUUGUUAGAGAAGAGAGAUGCCUUCUCUAGGAACAAUGUACUUCACCUCUGGCCCUUCACCAUCCAGGACCUCAGGGGCCUCGGGGCCAAGAAGUUCUAUGGAAAGUUCUGCGCUGGUGCUAUCGAUCAUAUCAGUAUUCGUCAACUUCAGCUAAUGCUGCUCAAAGUUGCCCUCCUCCUGGGCAUUGAAAUCCACGUCAACGUAGAGUUUAAAGGUCUUAUCGAACCUCCCGAAGAUCAAGAAACUGAAAGGAUAGGCUGGAGGGCUGAGAUCCACCCUAAGACACACCCUGUCAGCGAGUUGGAGUUUGAUGUCAUCGUUGGCGCUGAUGGAAGGAGAAAUACGCUACCAGGGUUUCGACGUAAGGAGUUCCGGGGCAAGCUCGCUAUCGCCAUCACGGCUAACUUCAUCAACAGGAACACAACGGCGGAGGCGAAGGUGGAGGAGAUCAGCGGGGUAGCUUUCAUCUUUAACCAGAAAUUCUUUCAGGAUCUCAGAGAAGCAACAGGUAUUGACCUGGAAAACAUCGUCUACUACAAGGAUGACACGCACUACUUUGUGAUGACUGCCAAAAAACAGAGCCUGCUGGAAAAAGGAGUCAUUCUGCAUGACUACGCCGACACUGAGCUGCUGUUGUCAAGGGCUAAUGUGGACCAGGUGGCCCUGUUGUCUUACGCCCGUGAGGCUGCUGAUUUCUCCACCAACCACCAGCUGCCCUCACUGGACUUUGCCAUCAACCACUACGGCCAGCCUGAUGUAGCCAUGUUCGACUUCACCUGCAUGUACGCCUCAGAGAACGCCGCCAUGGUGCGCCAGCGCAAUGGCCACAACCUGCUGGUGGCGCUGGUAGGAGACAGCCUGUUGGAGCCCUUCUGGCCCAUGGGCACCGGCAUCGCUCGUGGUUUCUUGGCAGCCAUGGACUCCGGCUGGAUGGUGAAGAGCUGGGCUCAGGGAAAAACCCCUCUUGAGGUGCUGGCUGAGAGGGAGAGCAUAUAUCGUCUACUGCCCCAGACCACACCGGAAAAUGUCAGUAAGAACUUCAGUCACUACAGUGUGGAUCCCACCACACGUUACCCCAACAUUAGCCUUAACUUCCUCAAACCCAGCCAGGUACGGCACCUCAUUGACACAGGGGAGUCGAGAGAAAUGCGCAUUGAAAUCGAGAAUGUGAUCAACUCAUCAACACCCAAGUUGGCCAGGAAUGAAUCCAUAGCUCGAUCCAGUAAGCUGCUCAGCUGGUGUCAGAGACAAACGGAGGGAUACAGGAACGUUAACGUAAGAGACCUCACCAUGUCUUGGAAGAGCGGACUGGCCCUGUGCGCCCUCAUUCACCGAUACAGACCGGAUCUCAUCGACUUUGACUCACUGGAUGAGCGAGACCAAGAGAAGAACAACCAGUUGGGUUUUGACGUGGCGGAGAGGGAAUUUGGCAUCUCGCCCUGCAUGACUGGCAAGGAGAUGUCCUCUGUGGUGGAGCCAGACAAACUUUCUAUGGUCAUGUACCUCAGCCAGUUCUAUGAGAUGUUUAAGGACACAGUGCCACCUGGAGAUAACCACAAUUUAAGUCCUGAGGAGAAGGCAGCACUGAUAUCCAGCACCAAAUCUCCCAUCUCCUUCCUCAGCAAGCUUGGUCAGAGCAUAGCAAUCUCAAGGAAACGUAACCCCAAGGACAAAAAAGAGAAGGACGUGGAUGGUUUGGGGAAGAGAAGGAAAACCAGCCAGUCUGAAGAUGAGGAAGUGUCCAAGAUGGGUCGUGACGACAGGCCGUCCGUCCAACCUGUCUUGUUGGAGAGGAAGAUGGAUUGCGCCGCCGUGGGGAACAACAACAAAGUCAAGGUCAUGGCCACCCAGCUGCUUGCCAAAUUUGAGGAGAACGCCCCAGCGCAACACACAGGACUGAAAAGACAGGGGGAAUCUCUGCCCAAUCUGGACCGCCUUUUGCCCCCUUCCCCGCCCAUAACCCCUGUGAAUGAGCCAGUGUUCCUGGCUCCUGUCCCAGCAUGGAGAAAGGCCAGAAGUGGCGCAGACCAACUGUCCAGCUCAGGUUCUCGGAGCUGCCCAAAGAAAACCAUUCUGCUUCCUUCCUCCUCCUCCACUUCCUCGCUCUGUCUUCACUCAGAGCAUUUGGGUAACAGUCCGGAGGAAGAGGAGCUUCAAUGCUAUGAGACGCCUCUGAAAUAUGGGGAGUGGAAGCCGCUGCACCUGAUAGACCCAGGACCCAUUCAUAUACCUGGUAUACAGGAGAGGGCUGAACGCCUGAUCUCUAGGUUUAAAGGCAGACCUGACAAGCCACCAAAGCCUAAGAAAAAGCCGUCCCGUUUCUUUUUAGAGCAGUGGCACUUGUCCGGAGGUCUGGCUGAGAGUCGAGGCUCACCACUUUCCUCUCCUGACUCUUGCAGAAAGGAUCAAGUAAGGCCCCUGCAUUCAGAUGACCCAGUGCCCUUAUAUGUACUUAGUAUUCAGGAAAGGGCUGAGCAACUUGCCUCCCAAUUUGAGGGCAGGCCAGCUGGACCACAGCCUAAGAAAAAACCCUCACGUUUCUUUAUGGAACAAUGGCACCAGGCCCGAGCCCAGUGUCCCCCUGAUUCUCCCACUUCCUCCUCUGACACCAUGAGACAGCGCUAUGUAAGGAUGUACACAGGGGGAGUUAGCUCAUUGGCUGAGCAGAUAGCCACUCAGCUUCAAUCUCAGGAAGAGCCCAAGCCUCUGCCUGAUAAGAAGGAUUUGGGUUCUCUCCGAAAAGAGUUCCCCGUCAACAUUGGGGGCAGCGACGUUUGCUUUUUCUGUCGAAAGCGAGUGUACGUCAUGGAGAGGCUGAGCGCAGAGGGGAAGUUCUUUCAUCGCAGCUGCUUCAAGUGUGACUACUGCGGCACCACACUCCGUCUGUCCUCCUAUGCCUUCGAUGUGGAGGACGGGAAAUUUUACUGCAAGCCGCACUACUGUUACCGUCUGUCUGGAUAUGCUCAGAGAAAGAGGCCUGCUCCCUCCCCUGCUCCAAUCACAGCUAAGGAGAACCAAGCGCCCCAAAGUCCUGUGGUGACCGUGGAUGCCCCCGGGAGGGCGAUGGCAGCGGCAGCCCCCUCGGCCGAACACCAGCCUUCAGCACCGGAGGUCAACGGGCUGCAGGAGCCGAGCCUAGCUAAACGGCUACGGGGAACUCCUGAGCGCAUCGAGCUGGAGAACUACCGCCUGUCGCUGCAGAGGGAGGAAGAGCUGGAGGAGGUGCCGGAGGAGACGCUGGCAGAACACAACCUCAGCAGUGUGCUGGACAAGGCCACAGAAGCUGACCUGGGCUCUAGUAGCUCAGAGUCAGACAUGGAGGAGGAGGAUGAGCAGGAGGAUCAGGAGGAGGUGGAGGCGGAGGCGGAGGCGGAGGUGGAGGUGGAGCAGCAACCUCUCAGCCCCUCAGACCUGGGCGGUGUUCCCUGGAAGGAGGCGGUAGAACUCCACGCCAAACUGAGGGGCGACGACGCAGCCAGCAGAGACGGGGAAGCAGAUGAGGAGGACGAAGAGGAGGAGGAGGAAGACGGGGAUGAGGAUGAGGAUGAUGAGGAGUCAAGCGAUGAGGGGGAUUACUGCCCCUGGGACAGGGAGCUCCAGUCAGGCCUUUGGCUGGAGAAGUACCUAACAGAUGAAGAGGAUGUUGGUACAUUUAAAGCCAGGAACCUACAGAUUCAGCAAGUCCUGCAGCCUGUGGAUCCCCAGGCCAUUCCAGGGUUGGUGAGAACACACCUGGACUCUGAGACAGACAAGGAUGGUCAGCCAGCCUCAGCCUCCCAACCCUCCCACCCCUCUGAGUUCACGCAGCCCUCCUCCACAGCCCCCGCCCACACAUCCGCCCGACACGAGGCAGUGCGAGUCUGGUUGGAGUCAAUGUCUGGAGAGCCCUGUGAGGAUGACGACCUGGAAGAAGAAGCAGACAGUCCGGAUAUGGAGCCUUGUACAGAGGUGGAUCAGGAUGACAUCCCCUCAGAUGCAGAAGCUGAGGCUCGUUUGCACCAAUUAGAACCCGCUGAGGCUCUUCCUGAAGAAGACAAAAAAUCAGAAAGUCUGGGAAUGGCUUCAAGUAUUGAACCAUCAAGCUUCAGCCCGACACAGAAAGAAGAGGAUGUUGUUCUUUCUCCACUCAAACUAUCACCACAGCCUGAAACACAGGUAUCUCCAUCUCCUCCCUCCCAGGUGAAGUCUCCUAGCACUCGGUUUUUCCCAGAUCCUUUCCUUCCUGAGGCAACAACGCCUGAGAAGACAACUCUAUCUCCAGUCACCAAGAGCCCACCGUGUCUUUCACCUGCUCCUGGCCACAGUCCUUCUCCAGUCUCCUCUCCCACUCUUGCUGCCGAACCUGCCUCAUCUCCCCCCAGGUCACCCGUCAAAUCACCCGUCAUCUCUCCAGUCAAGACAGCCAUCGAGUCACCCGUCAGAUCCCCUGUCCAAUCACCGAUUGGUUCACCUAUCCGCUCCCAGCCCACCCCCCUACCAGAGACUUGCACACCUAAAUCUCCGGUCUACCCUCACCGCUCAAUUUGCCCUCUCACUGGCAAUCCCCUCUCCCCGAUCUGUACCCAGCCUUUAACCUGCCACGAACCCUCAUCACCCCUCAGCUCUGAUUCUCCCGUCAGAACUCAGCCUGUUCCCGCAGUCACUUCAACACCUAUGGCCAAAACAGACAAGGCCACACCUGAUUCCUCAAGGUCUGACAGCUCGUCAACAGAGGAAACUCCAUCUAAAAAGACGGAUAUCAUUGAGGAAUUUUGGUUAAAGAGCGCUGAGAUCAGAAAGAGCCUCGGUCUGACUCCUCUGGACCGCAGCAGUAAAAUCUUAGAGAAAAGUAUUGAUAAGGCUCCAACACAGGAACCCACCCCUGCCAAGACACAGCCUCCAAAUGUGUCUGAGGAACAGAAGCCUGCCGUCACUGGUCGCGCUGUCAUACGCAGACUCAACAUCACUCUUGAGGGUCAAGUCAUUACUCCUAUUGCUCCUCUAGAGCCUAAGAGUAAUGGCUCUGAAAGGAGGGAAAUCAGCAGCAGCUCUGGUUUGGGGUUAAACGGAAGCAUGGCCACAAGCCAAACAGCAAACAGUGACAGCUAUAGCACAUCUGACUCCACCAUGCUCACCCCACCCUCCAGUCCACCGCCGCCUGUGCCUGCUAAUCAGUCUCCUGCUAUACUCAGGCAGCAGAGACACCAGGUGUCCUGGAGCAAUGGAACAGAAAAACCUCCAUGCGAGCGUGCCAAAGAGCCAGCAAAAACUAAGACUCCUGUUCCCACGCCAAGGACGCAGCUGAGCCCGGUGUCUGUGCCCAAGCCUGCACCCAGGAAAGUCUCGUCACCACAAGCAGAUAUAGAAACAACUCCUCCGGUGGUUGUCAUGAGGGAGAAGAAGAAGGAGCCGCGGCCGGAGAACGCAAGGAAGUCGUUCGUGGAGACGGUGGAGGAGAUUCCGUUUGCUGAUGACGUGGAGGAGACGUACGAUGAGCGGACACCAGAAACGAGCAUGAACAAGUUCUACACUCCACCCACCAGCAAGCCCAGCAGGGAGAGACCUCCCAUGCACCUGGCCUUAGCAAUGGAGAACGGUAAACCCAAUAUUCCUGUCAACUCAGCCUCUAAGUCCCAGAGGGAGACUCAGUUCUCUCAAGAGGCCAAAGAGAUUGCUGAGGAGAGAAUCAGGGCCAGAGAAAAGUCUGUCAAAAGCCAGGCUCUGAAAGAUGCCAUGGCCAAGCAGCUAAAUAAAAUGAAAGAAUCUGACGUAGAUAAGGGUGCCUCACCUAAAGUGGCCUGGAGUGUAACCCCAGAUAUUACUGGAAAAACGAAAAAGUCAGUCGGAUCUCCAAAGACAUCAGCUGUGAAAGCUCUGGAGUCAAAGAAGGCAGAGAUCCUACCCGAGCGUUUCUUCAGCAGCAACAAGAGUCUGGACAGCUCUGUGGCGUCGUCUGACGGCUCCUCCUCGAGCAAGAGCAAGAAACGAAGUUCCCUCUUCUCGCCUCGCAAAAAUAAGAAAGAGAAAAAAGCCAAGAACGACAGCAGCAGGCUCUCCGGCACAGAUGAGACACCGCCUAAACACAAGUCACUGUGGAAGGCCGUCUUCUCAGGGUAUAAGAAGGACAAAAAGAAAAAGCAGGAUGAAAAAUCAUGUCCAAGCACGCCGUCCUCCAGUUCCACCACUCAGGACUCUGGGAAGAAGAGAACAUCGCCUCUUGGAAAGUCAUCAGACUUGAAGUCGCGUAGAAACCUGAGCUUUUCAGAGGAUUCAGACCUGUCAUGUGACGACAUUCUGGAGAGAUCGUCCCAGAAGUCGAAGGCAGAUACACAUACGGACAUCUUUGACCUAGUAUCAGGCAUGCAGAAGGAGGCAAUAAAGGAGGAGAAACUGGAAAAGCAGAGAAGGAGGGAGUUAAAGGAAAGAAAGAGGGUGAAAGAGAGACAUAAAGAAAGAGAACGGGAGAAAGAGGUUGAUCGAGAGAAGGAGAAAGGCAAUAAGGAGUCUGUUUAUGUCCCUCACGCACUGGCGUUCAAGAGAUCGUACGCCACAAAGAAAACCUACACAGAGGAAGAGCUGAAUGCCAAGCUGACACGAAGAGUCCAGAAAGCUGCACGACGACAAGCUAAGCAGGAGGAACUCAAGAGGCUACACAGAGCACAGAUCAUCCAGAGACAGCUGGAGCAGGUGGAGGAGAAGCAGAGGCAGCUUGAAGAGAGGGGUGUAGCUGUGGAGAAAGCCUUAAGAGGGGAAGCAGGAUUGUAUAAAGGUACUUAUACAUUACCCAAACAGCACAAAAGAAGAUCAGACUAUUGGGGAGAUUCUAAUUACAGUGAAAUCCUGGACUUGCAUCUGGGCGGCAUGGGCAAGAAGGACGAUCCUAAACUAAUGCAAGAGUGGUUCAAGCUGGUGCAGGAGAAGAACGCCCUGGUCCGGUAUGAGUCAGAACUGAUGAUAUUUGCCAGAGAGCUGGAGCUGGAGGACCGGCAGAGCCGACUGCAGCAGGAACUCAGGGAGCGAAUGGCUGUUGAAGACCAUCUGAAGAACGAAAAGGAGCUUGCUCAAGAGAAACAGAUCCUGAAUGAGAUGUUGGAGGUGGUGGAGCAGCGUGAUGCCCUGGUGGCCCUCCUGGAGGAGCAGAGGCUUCGGGAGAAGGAAGAAGACAAGGACCUGGAAUCUGUCAUGCUCUCCAAAGGCUUCAACCUCAACUGGGCUUAAAAGGAGUGAAGCUCAUUUCAUCUUGGGAAAAUUCAAAUUAUGAUAGGCGCUCUCUACCUUGCACAGUCAUUUAUUAUCAGAAUAGUCUGCUGAACACCGACGCAGGCAGUUGGUCUAAAACUGUCACACCUGCAGCAGUGAAUGUGUAAAGAUUCCCCCGACACACACACCAUGGCUGCCCCCGACAUCUCAGUUGAAGCAGCCUGUAACGUUUACAUAUCCUCUGCCCUGAGGCAGUCUUAGUUAAUCACUUUGUCUCUCUCUCUCUCUCUGCGUUUGGACAGCCGCAUACAUUCACAACUUUAUCAUCACAGACUUGAAAUAGAACCUCUCGAACAGGGAGGGGGACACUUUGGGAGAAUGUUUAAAGACUUGUUUCAUUAUCUAAAGGGAAGAAUGCAGUUUGGUCCUGCUGAUGUAAAGGAAUUGUAAAGAAUUGUGUUUUUUGUGUAUAGUUGUGUAGAACAAGUCACAUUUACAGCUGAUGAGGGUUCUCUUUUUCCAAAAAGGACAGUUACAGAGUUAAUGUCCUAGAGUGGCAUGUCCAGUUUCAGUCUCAGAUCCUCCUCUUCAGUCGGACUGUAGGACGGACAUCCUCUGCUGAAGCUGCCUUUCUAUCCAGUGACAAACUGACCUCCUCAUCCUAAUGAAUCACAAAGAUACAAUGGAAGGCUCUUUUUUUUUCUCCCCUUGCAGUGUUUUGUGAGUCAACACUAAGAAUCCAUUAAAUAUGACCAUGUGUUUUUUU
Molecule: messenger RNA, 8542 nt
Organism: Scomber japonicus (chub mackerel)
Lineage: Eukaryota; Metazoa; Chordata; Actinopteri; Scombriformes; Scombridae
Gene: mical3a
Product: microtubule associated monooxygenase, calponin and LIM domain containing 3a
Exons: 46
Coding region: 244-7794 (2516 amino acids)
Molecular function (GO): FAD binding; protein binding
Source: RefSeq, a predicted model, not a curated record